GCGCGCCGCUCCGCUCCGCGACUGAGAUGUGACCGAGCUUCGGCAGGAACCAGUGACUCAGAGGCGACCGGACGGAACCAGGACGACGGAACCGGUUCCGGAUCGUAAGUCGGGUCCGAACCAUUAAUGCUUGCUGGCGCUUCGGAAGCGGGAGGCGGCGGAUCGGGUUCGGUCUGCUGGUUGAAGAAGGUACCGGAAAGCAGCCGGAGGCCAUCGGAGCUCCGUCCGGAACACGGUGCGGUAGCUUCAGACCCCGCAGCGCCCCGCGCCUAACCUUCCACAUCCUCAUCCCGGCCUGAGGGGGGGCAGGAAGCUGCUGUCCAGGUGAGGCUAGGCCCUCUUCCGGUCGUCUGGACCAUUUAAUCCUUCCUCUCGGAGCUCCGUGUCCCGGCGGCGGCUUCCUGUUAUUGUCGCGGCCAGCUCCGGUGGAUUUCACCGUUUAACGGCAGAAUCUCGCCUUUCAGGAUGGAGGACUCGGAGACGGAGCUGACCGUGUCAGAGUCCGAUGCUCUGGGAGCGGACUUCAUCACCGUGGAACUCGACACGCAGCCUAUCGAGUACGUGGUGAAGUGGGCCGAGGUCGGUUCCAAGUUCACCAUCUCCUGCGUGAAGAAGGACUCGGACGACCCGGAGGAGCUCUCAGAGGAGCAGCUUAAGAUCGAGGCUGACGAGGCCUUCUUCGCCCCGUACGAGGAGGUCUAUCCCUGCGAGGUGACGGAGCAGAGCGUGGAGAUAAAGACAGACUCCGAUGAGGAGGACGAGGAUGUAGAGGAGACCCAGGUGCUGCUGGAGGCAGGGAGCGGCCCUCUGGACAGCGAGGUGGACUUGGAUCAGGACUACUACGAGCCGGAGGGGCGGCAGUACCGCUGCAACUACUGUGGAAAGAGCUACAGCCACGCCUCCAGCCUGUACCGCCACCAGCAGACCCACAGCGGCAAGAGCGGGUCCCAGGUGGUCUCCAAGAGGACCCUGGAGCCCACGCACCACGACGCACGCUACACCUGCCCCCACUGCGGCAUGAGCUUCAAAGGCAGCAGGAUGCUGGGCAGCCACCUGCGGCUUCACGGGAAGCGGCGCAUUCACCCGUGCAACAUCUGUGGGAAGGAGUUCAACCACAGCUCCAGCCUGUCACGCCAUCGCCUCAUCCACAAGAAGGGCAAAGGCCUCGCCAAGGACGCCGCGCUGGACCCCUCCCCCGCCACGCUGCGCCACACCCUCAAGAUCGGCACCAAGAACAAAAAGGCCAAGAAACCGCAGCACGUGGCCACCGCCAUCAUCCAGAGCCCCGCCGCCACCGACAAGUUCUAUGCCUGCCCGCAGUGCGACAUGAGCUUCAGAACAUCCACGCUGCUGUCCAAGCAUCAGGUGACCCACGUCAAGGAGCUGCUGGACAGCUACACGCCAGGGAAGGAGAACCUCGGCGAGAGCUCGUCCGACCUGAAGAUCCGCCUGAAGCUUUGCUCCCGCGACAAGCCCAACUUCUACACUCUGUGCAAGAAGAACCGCCGCCGCCGAGGAGGACGGCCCCCCAAACGCACCAGCGACGACAUGGGAGGCUCAUCGGGCAGAGACGGCGACGCACGCCGCCACUCCUGCGACCAGUGCGGGAAGACCUUCAAUCAUCCCUCCAGGCUGGUUCGCCACCAGCAGACGCACGGUAACGGCAGCGGCGGCGGCCCGGGAAAGCUGAUCCACUCCAAGACUGGACUCCCGGCCUCCAAGACCAAGACCUACAUGUGCACCGCCUGCAACAAGACCUUCAUGCACUCCUCAAGCUUCUCCCGCCACAAGAAGGCCCACCUGCAGGCCGCCGCCAAGACCCGCAGCCCACCUGUGGUGGACGAGACCGCCCCGCUGGAGUCUGACUCUGAAUGAGGCGCCGGGUCGGUUCCGGGCCGGUUCAGGAUGGGUUCUGAACCGGAUCCGGGUCGGUUCUGGGUCUGUUCUGGACCAGCGCUGACUGGUUGUGGGACCAGCUGAGGUCACUUUCAGAAAUGUUCUGGACCCGUUGGGAUGUUGAGUUCUCCAGGUUUCAGGAACUGGUUCUUCGGUUUCGAUGGCAGCAGGACGUCCAUAUAUGGGCAUUCGGUGGGGGAUUUCCAUAUAUGGUUGGAACCUUUAGCUUCACCACCUGUUCUUGGCCCCGCCCACUACCUGCCCCUCCCUCAGACAAUCCCGCCUCACCUCCCUCAGCCUCAUGGGAAACGGAGACAGCCGACACAGACUCCUCAGUAAACUGACUGCUGAUUGGCUGGAUGGUGAGCGAUGGUUAGUGAUCUGAACUCGCUAAACUUCCUCCUGUUGACAAAAUAAAAGCAUUUCCUGUGUAAGCCCCGCCCCUUCUUUUCAGUUCCUGCUCGUCCUCACUUUGAACUGUGAAUGGGAGUUAAUUUAAUAGUGAUUUAUUUAUAAAUGUGCCCUCCCCCCCCAGUCUCUAGAAAAUAAGCAGCACUUGAAGCUCCGCCCCCUUGAAGCCCCGCCCCCUGCCCUGGUUGUGUUGGUUUGUUUGGGUUUGGCUCUGUGGGCAUAAAGAACGACGUUCAUCAUUGUAUCGUGUUUUCAUUUAGAAUAAACCUGUUCACCUGUUAUUGUCCCGCGUUUUGUAAUAA
Molecule: messenger RNA, 2609 nt
Organism: Cyprinodon variegatus (sheepshead minnow)
Lineage: Eukaryota; Metazoa; Chordata; Actinopteri; Cyprinodontiformes; Cyprinodontidae
Product: zinc finger protein 91-like
Exons: 4
Coding region: 466-1875 (469 amino acids)
Biological process (GO): negative regulation of transcription by RNA polymerase II
Molecular function (GO): DNA-binding transcription repressor activity, RNA polymerase II-specific
Source: RefSeq, a predicted model, not a curated record